Messenger RNA from Brassica rapa (field mustard), 7426 nucleotides. RefSeq names its product zinc finger MYM-type protein 1-like. Lineage: Eukaryota; Viridiplantae; Streptophyta; Magnoliopsida; Brassicales; Brassicaceae. The record is from RefSeq and is a predicted model, not a curated record. Gene Ontology annotation, molecular function: protein dimerization activity.
UACUUCUAUUGAUUUUUUAACAGUUGGUUUGUCGUUCCUUUUUUCAGUUGAAGAUAUGGAGAAAUUUUUGAUAAAUUUGAAAAGAAAAGCUCCAUCAUCACAUCCUCCAUCAUCACCUCCCCCAUCAUCAUCUCAGAGUGAUUUAGAUGAUCUAGAUAAUUUACCAUGGGAUCCUGCUGAUCGGAAAAGAAUAUCAGAAUAUAAUGCGAAUCAAAAGAAUGAGGUAAUCAGAAAAUAUUUGAUGAGAGGUCCUUGUCAACCUCGUGGUCAUAUUUUCAAACAAUCAAUGAAAGGAGGCGUGCUAAGACGCUUUAAUCCUGCUUGGUUUGAUCAGUUUCCAAAUUGGUUAGAAUACAGUGUGAAGAAAGAUGCAGCUUUUUGUCUAUAUUGUUACUUGUUCAGAGACAAUGCUGGUAAAGGUGGAAGAAAUGAUGCAUGGACCAUUGACGGUUUUUCUAGCUGGAAUAAAGCUAAAAAUAUUUCAGAGCAUGUAGGAGCUGUUAACAGUUUUCACAACAAUGCAGCAAUGAAGUGUGAAAACUUGAUGAAGCAAGGUCAGUCUAUCAAGCAUGCUUUUCAUAAACAAGAUGAUAUCACGAAAAAUGAGUAUCGCAUUCGAUUAAAUGCUUCUAUUGAUGCUUCAAGAUUCUUGUUGCGCCAAGGGUUACCUUUUCGUGGGCAUGAAGAGAAAGACGAAACUGCUAAUAAUGGUAACUUUGUUGAACUCUUGAAAUACACUGCCGAGCAAAAUGAAGAUGUGAGUAAGGUUGUUUUAAGAAAUGCUCCUGGAAACAAUCAGAUGAUUUCUCCAAAGAUUCAGAAAGAUAUUGUCCAGUGUUUUGCAGAAGAGCUAAUCAAAAGCAUUAUUGAUGAAAUUGAUCAUGAUGUAUUUGGUUUGUUGGUGGAUGAGUCUGCUGAUGUUUCUUAUAAAGAACAAAUGGCAGUUGUGUUUCGGUAUGUGGACAAGAGUGGGAUAGUCAAAGAGAGAUUCAUAAGUCUUACUCAUGUAAGUGAUACAUCUUCAUCAUCUUUGAAAUCUGCAAUUGAUUCUUUGUUUGCUAAGUAUGGAUUAAGCAUUACAAAGGUGAGAGGGCAAGGUUAUGAUGGUGCAAGUAACAUGAAGGGUGAGUUCAAUGGGCUAAGGUCAUUAAUCUCAAAGGAAAACACAUCAGCAUAUUAUGUUCAUUGCUUUGCUCAUCAGCUUCAGUUAGUUGUUGUGGCAGUUGCCAAAAAGCAUUUUGAUGUUGGAAACUUUUUUGAUAUGAUUUCUCUGCUACUGAAUGUGGUGGGAGCUUCAUGUAAGAGGAAAGAUGCGUUCAGAGAGAAUCACAAAGAAACGAUUGAGAAAGAAGUUAAUGAUGGAGAACGCAAAACUGGAAAAGGGUUAAAUCAAGAUGUUUCUGUUCAAAGACCAGGGAUGACUCGUUGGGGCUCUCACUAUAGAACUUUGCUGCGUGUGGUUGAGUGUUUUUCUUCUAUCGUUAAAGUGCUUGCAUGUGUUGAGAAGGAUGGCGCAGAUGACUCAAAAAGACGUCAAGCAUAUGGUCUCCUCAGUUAUGUGGAUAGCUUUGAUUUUGUGUUCUAUUUGCAAGUGAUGGUUCACCUUUUAGGAGUCACAAAUAGUUUGUCAUUGGCCCUUCAAAACAGAGAUCAAGAUAUUUUGAACGCAAUGUCCUUAGUAGCAUCAACGAAAAGACAGUUGCAGAAGUUUAGAGAUGAUGGAUGGAAUGCUUUUAUGCUUAAAGUUUCUUCUUUCUCUAAGAAGCAUGGUAUUGAAGAGCUUGAUAUGAAGGAAGAUUUCCUUGACACAAGGAGGCGAAGGAAAAAAACAGGAGUGACAAAUGAACAUCACUAUAAGGUUAAUUGCUUAUAUGCAAUUUUGGAUUUGCAGCUUCAAGAAUUCAACGACCGCUUUAAUGAGGUGAACACUGAACUACUUAUUUGUGCUGCUUCAUUAUCUCCCAUCGAUUUGUUCUCUCAGUUUGACCAUUCAAAACUGAUGAGAUUAUCGACUUUCUACCCAUCUGACUUUAGUCAGGGAGAGUGCAUAUCUCUUGAUCAACAGUUAGAUGUCUAUAUUGAUAACAUUCGAAGUGAUGAAAGGUUUACUCAUUUAGAAGAUCUUGGAGAACUUGCUCGUACUUUGGUGGAAACACGGAAACAUUUGUCAUUCCCUUUGGUUUAUAGGCUUCUGAAGUUGAUUUUGAUUUUGCCGGUUGCCACUGCAACUGUUGAGAGAAGUUUUUCAGCCAUGAAGAUCGUGAAGACAGAUCGACGAAAUCGGAUUGGAGAUCAGUUUCUGAAUGAUUGCUUAAUUUGUUUUAUCGAGAAAGAUGUAUUUGAAAAAAUAACGAAUGUGACUGUGAUGAAAAGAUUUCAGGAUAUGAAAGAUCGCAGAGUGCUUUUAUAAAAUAUUUGUUUUGUCUUUUUGAAUAUUUUUUUUAAUUAUAUACUGACACAUAUUAAAAAAAUUCCUGGGUCCGCCACUGCUGUUAACCAUUUGAAGAAAUACAAACCUCAAUAAAAAAUGUCACGUAGCAUGUGCUAUAUGAGUUGUUUCUAUCGUUAGUGGAUCAUGAUUGGUGGAUAUAGGAUCUUUUGGUAAAGUUCCUGAUCGACCAAUCGAAUUAGUUUGUUAUAAUGAAGUGGUUCCUGAGUUCUUAAUUAACUAUGGUGGAUAAAAACCCAAAGCAUACUUGAAAAAGAAAAACUUUAGGAAUAUAUACAGUAUGUUAUGGUAUGCAUAUUUCUUCAGAAAGUUACCAUGAAAUUGCCAUUACAUAGGUAAGUCGUAGCCAUUCUUUAAGUACAAUAACAAGAAUGUAUCAAUUCUAGCUACUAGCAUAUUUACCAAAUGAUUUGCGAUAGACUAGUUUUCUUAGAUUCUGUUACAACAUUAUUCGAGUAUUUUAGUAGUCGGGUCAUGCAAUGCAAGAUCUCAUAACGAAAAGAAAACAAAAAUGUUGGAACAUAUACGAUAUAUACUCGAAUGUAUAUUUAUGAAUUGAGAUGCGUGGAGACACAUCUGCAGGUGACUUAUAACCAUGUUAUAUGUUAUCAUAUAGUGUCUUCUUAUCAUUAUCAAUCUGAUAACAUGUGGACUUUGACAAAAUAAGCUUAUAUUUAGUGGUCGGCACGCAUGAUUUCUUUAUCAACAAUUUCUUUAUGUCUUAUUAUUAUAUUGUGAUUUGCCAAACCAGGUACCAUCGAUACCAACAAAAGAAUAAAGGUUACUACAGGCUGUUUUCCUCUCUACAAUAAUAAAAAAUAAUAUUGCGAAGACUAAAACAUAGAAGAAAAAUGACUGUCUUUUUGUCUUUUUCAACUGUAUGUUUACACUGGUUUGUCGUCGGUUUACAUUGCAAUGCCAGAGAAUGGAAGGAUCUGAGUAGUAUUACAGCCAAUAUAUAAUACAGUAUGUUACAUUAAGAUACAUUGAAUCUUGUAUUUUUUUUAGCAAAGACAAUAAUGGAAUGUAUUAAUUAUGCACUCGCACUAAGCCACUAAUAAGUCUCUUAUAAUCUUUUUUUUUAAUCUUAUAAUCUUACAACAUUCAAUUAUUUAACCGGAAAAAGGAGAGAGAGAGAGAGAGAGAAUAAACAAAUGGCGACUCGACAAGGUAUCGAUCUAUCAAAUACUUUAAUUGGAACAUCGAAAGAAACAUAUUUGUUUUUUUUUUUGUUGUCUGGUAAAUUAAUAUUGACUUGAAACAGGAUAGUACACAUGAUAGUACACAAAGCCAGCAAAGGUGAUCAAACCUCUCUGGAGUCCGAAUUCAUGAAUCAUGUCAUUUUUAGUUGUGUCAUAAUGGCGUCAGCAUAUGUGUUGUGACUCGUCAAUCGUCAUAGGUGCAGCGUAGGAUACACGUGGAGAACCUUCAUAAGAUAUUUGUAAGACAAAAAAUAAAUUCUAGCUGGUCUUUUCUGUUUUUUUUUACAUUAAAUAAUUAUUCUAUCACUUAAUUUUGAAGUGGAACUGAAUCUUUUCUGUUUAUAUUUCAAUUUUGUUAUUUUCACUUGAUUUAAUAGUAAGAGAAAAUAGAUGCAAAACCAUUACUUCUUCAUUGUUAUUUAUAAUUAUUAUAAUUCAUUUAUAAAUGAAGAAAUUAUUUCUAUAAAUAAUUAUGCCCAGCUCCACCAUAAUCCAUGAAAAUGUGACUAAAAUAGCAUAGAACUGUUGGUUACCUUACCUCCACCAACAAUAAAGUGAUCACAGAGAGCAAAUCUCAGCCGUGUAUUCAGUGCAGGGUCCUCUUUACAAUUCAAACUUUCUGUUGGUCAUUUAUUUAUGAGUUUUAUGAUGGGUCCCGUGAUCUUUAACUCUUCAUCAGUUAACAGUUUACACCGUAAAUAAUGGCUACUUUUAUUAUAAUCCAAUAUUCGAACCAAAAAGUUACACGUUCAGCCUCAGCAAUCACAUUAUUCCGUCAUUUUCAUCACGAAAAUAUACUUUCAUCAAAAUAUGCACUAUAAAAUUUCAAUAUAAGAUGUGAUGUGUGUAUCUGAAAUUGGUUGAAUGUCUAAAUAAUUCGCGAACCUUGUAUAACAAAAUGGCAAAUGAUAAAUCAGAUGCCGGAAAGAGACAACGGAACUAGAAAAAGCCAGUUGAUUUGUGAGGGCCCACACGUGGUUACAGCACCAUCUUAAAUGUAACACAUGGCGCUUACGCUUUAUUCAACUCUCUUGACUCGUAACCACGUGUCCUUCAAGAACCAGCUCCUUUUUAGGUAACGAACUAACGUCCGCCUUACGGUUGUUGUUUAUACAACUUUUUUUUUCCUCGAAAGUAAAUAUAUAUAAAGAUGAACUAAUCACAGAUACAUCAACAAAGAUUGUAACAAGCCACACAAAUCCAUAAACGGAUUAUCAACCUUUGCACACCAAAAAAUGAUUCUAAACCAAGCCAUAACUAGACAAUAGAUGCUAAACUUUCUCAGUGGAAAUAACACUUGCAAUCCAAAGGGGAGCACCUCUAGCAACAUAGAAUUGGUACCACCGAUCAGUCGAAGCACUAUCAGCAAUGAAAAAAGCACAUCUAUUAGAGCUUCUUGAUUCAACCUUGUUUUUCCAGCAUCUAAACUUUCCCAAAAAAUUCUCCAUCUUUUAAUAUAUAGAAGUAAAGGACGGCCAACUUUUUGGUCUCUCAAUGACUUUCAUGAGGACAACAUCCUCACCUGCAAUGAUAACAUUGUCUACUUUAUGAGCAAUCAUACACUCUAGUGUCCAAGCAAGAGCUUUUUCCUUUGCUUCCUCAAGUGUCACUAUAUAUAUUAACAAAAGACCUUCUGCUAUGCAGAAGGGGUUCCCCAUCACUGUCCCGAACGAUCCACGCUGCUCCCAUCGUCUGAGCUUUCUUUAACCACUUGACUCCAAAGUUACAUUUGACCCAUUUAGGAGACGGUUUUGACCAAUUUUUCUUCUGAGAUCUAACUAAUUCCUCCUCUUUUUGUUCACCCAUUUCAUCUAACUGUUGAGCCAGGAACCAUGCUGAAGCUUCAUCAUAAAUAUUAUCAACAAUCUCUACUGCCUUCUGAUCUUUAGCUUCAAAAACAAAUUUGUUCCUGUUCUUCCAAAUUAGCCAUAAAACCCAUGGGUAACACCUUCUAAUUUCCACAGGAACUCUAAUAUUCUUACUCAUUUGAAAUAGAUAAUUGAAAUUCACAAACAUGGAGUCCCUGUGAAAACCAUCCUGAAGCGCAGGAAAAUUCGACAAAGCCCAUACUUGUCUAGCCAAUUCACAAGUGAACAAGACAUGAUUUGGAGUUUCAUCUUGACUUCCACAAUGCGGACAUAACAUAUCAACUUUCAUACCUCUGGUCCUCAAGUUGCUGGCUACAGGAAUCGCACUAGAAAGAGUUCUCCACAUAAAUGCUUGAAUUUUUGGAGCCGUUAGAGAAUUCCAAACUUCUUCCUUCAAUUUGUUUAUCGAAGGCUGCAUUUCAGCUUCCUGAAGUUCAAACUUCAGGCCCUCUCUCAUAGCUAACCAGUUUCCGGACUUAACAGAGUAUUCUCCACUUUUGUUAUGUUUCCAACACCAAAAAUCUUCACAUCCUACUGCAGUUCGAAGCUUGGUUAUUAUCUCAAUGUUAACAGGAAAGAAAUUUUCCUCCAAAGCUUCUCUAUUCCAUUCCCCUGUCUCUUGGUUUAAGAGAUCACCAACCUUUAAGUCAAGAUUAAUAAUCGGAUUCUUCAUCCAAGGAUUCCAUCGUCCACCAAAAUCACACCACGGAUCAAUCCAGACUCUUAGCGAUCUUCCAUUCCCAAUCUCCUUCCUUAGUCCUCUCUUGAGCAACGUUCUACCAUGGAGAAGGCUUCUCCAUCCAUAGGAAGGUCUAACUCCAAUCUCAGCUUCAAGGAAUUCUCUGUUCUCAAAAUAUCUACUCUUCAGAACACGGGCAAUCAGAGAAUUUGGGUUUUGAAUAACUUUCCAAGCUUGAUUUGCUAACAGAGCUUGAUUAAAGCUCUCCAAAUCUUUAAACCCCAAACCCCCAAGAUCUUUUGGCAAACAGAGAGAAUCCCAUUUAACCCAGUGAAUCUUGCUUUUAUGCUCCAUCGAAUUCCACCAAAAGGAUGACAUCGCACUUGUGAGGUUCGCUAUCGUUGUUUUCGGUAGUUUAAAACAACUCAUAGCAUACACAGGGAAAGCCAAAGCCACUGCCUUAAGGAGCACUUCUGAUGUGGUCAUCAUAUCAGCAACUGAAUCGGAGGUCAACCCAAAGCCCUACUCAACCAGCCAAGGCGCAACCCAGGACAUACGUGCACUAAAAAUGCCACAUCUUACAAAACAGGAGGGUUUAAAUCACCAGGCUAAUUUUUAUGGAUUCUACACUCAAUAAGGAGUUCAGACCAAUUGGAAUUGGGCCAAAAUAUUCACGGAGCAAGAAGUUAUGAAUUUUAAAACUCAGAGGGUUCUCAGCCCGUUCAUCUGCGAGUAUCCGACUUUAGAAGGAGAUUUAAGCUCAACUAAGGAGCGGCCUGAAGCAAAUCCCGUCAUCCAAUUCAAGAGCAUUCUUUCAGCUUUCCAGAAAGCCAAAGAUCAGGAGAAAUGGACACGGAAAUCAGAAGAUAUGUUCAAUUUGCCAGAACCGGUCAAACCAGUGCUACACUCGUCUCAAUUGGAAGCUAACCGGUUCAAUCAGCUUCAAACCAGAAAUUGGCGACCAGGAGAUCAUUUCAACCAAUCAAGAGGUAUUCCAGAAGUCCUUAGCUACACCAGAACCCAGGAGAUCAGUCGGUUCAAUGGAGAAUCACUUAAAUCAAACCGGAACUAUUUAUGGAAAGAUUGGACAAUCUUUCGGUUUGAUCCAUUCCAAGCAAUUCCAAUCCAACCAGGAGAACCAGACGACAUCCAGAAUAAACCAAGACAUCCAGGAGACAUUAUACACGAGCCAGAAGAGUUCUACAACUUCAUCCCAUGCACCAGCUCA